GCCUGGGGAGCGCGGAUAGAGCCUCCUGCCCCCACCUCAGCAGGUCCAGCUAGGAUAGAGACCCGCCCCGCUCCCAGUCCCGAGUGGGGGAGGAGCCACAGCCCAGGUGGAGCUGGUGAAAAGCCAGAGCUCCGGAGUGUCCCAGGCUUGGGGAAGUAGCUGCAAGCUGGCGGGCGGAGGCGAGAGCACUGUUGGUCCCAGGAUCCAGCUCUGGGAAGCUGGGGUUGUCUCCCAGGCGCUGCCUCGGAGGGCCACAAUGGAAGAGGAAGGAGUAAAAAACUUCAAGGAACUUCGAGCCAAAUUUCAAAAGUUUGAUGCCCCACCUCUUCCAGGAGCUAUCAAGUUGCUGGCUGGUGUUUCUCGAAAGGAUGACAGGGGACACACACAGCCGGCCCAGAGUGUGGCUAGCAGGAAGAGCGUGUCAUCCCAUCACCAUCUACCCCUCUCUUAUUCUUCCACCGAAGUGUCCCAGCCUCUUAAAAACCAGAAGAUGAAGUCAGGUCAGAGAGGUGAGAAUCAAAAGAAUUCCUCGGGACCGCCAGAAAAAUCUCCUGAGUGUCCUGCAGGAAAUUCCCAGAAAGCUGCCAUGCCAUCAGAUAUGAGUAAAUCGAGAGCUGAGACAUCCAACCAGGAGAAAGGAAUGAUCGUCAGCAGCUUCAAAUACAAACUUUGGAACUGGGAGAAAUUUUCUUCUCAGAAGAGUGAGGUGUCCCCAGCUUCACCCCUUACCAACUGUGGGACUAGGACUUUCCAUCUGGAAGGGCAGAAAACCACGGCUCUUGUUCAGAUAAAACCAGAGACGAGCCCAGAGGCAACAGGAACAGAGACCCUUCCUCCCCAGAGCCAUUUGAUGGUCCAGGAAAAAUCACCUGUGGCCUCUGAAGACCCUCCUUUGCCACUUCCUCAGAAUGGCAAGAAAGGGACAGAAAGCCCUGCUGAUGGGAGCCCCAGGAGUAGCCUGUACCAGCCUAUUUAUGAGUGUGAGCUUACCAGCCCGGUUCCAGAAAAGCCAGAGAGCAGAGAUGACCAGCUUCCCAAAACAAAGCCACUGCCAUCCAUUGAAACCCUCGGGCCACCUCCCCCAAAGCCUUCAAAACCCCCAUUUGUGAACCUCCAGGCCUUCCACAAGCAACGAACUGCUGUCUCCAAGACCCUGAAGGAAGUGACUGUGAAGGAGGGCCCCCUGCCUCCAGAUGGUGCUGAGUUUGAAGAGCUACAUAAUUAUGACACAAGAAUUUCAUAUCUGAGUCACUCUAGCAACUCCAUUAACCUGUGUGCUGCAGAAGAAACUUCCGAGGCCACUUAUGAAAUUGAAAUUGAAGAACUCCAAAAGCCUUGGAGGAGUUUUCUCCAUCUAGAACCGAGACCUACACCUACAGACGAAGGCAACAACAUGAAGGAAAAAGAGCCACGUGAAUUAGAACCUCCCAUGCCAGAAGAUUCACAUCCGAACCAUCCUUCUAAGGUAGGUGUAUAUGAAGAGACACCAGGAAAAGUCGAGAUGGCUGGAGUCCAUGGGGACAGAAGGAGUGUUCCAGCUGGAAAUCAGGAAGCUUUGGUCGACAUCAAUCAGAACAGGCUCUUCCCUGAGGAUGUGUUGCUGACCAGGCACUCCCAAGACAGGGGUGGGUAUGUGGAGGCUUUGGAGGUGACCAAAGAAACCCCAAGCCUAAGUACCAUUAGGUCAAACUCCUCUUCAGAGAAGACUUAUGAUGAUGUGGGAUGCUCCAGAGAAGAGCUACCAAAAUGGGACUUCUCCAGCUCAUUCACCUCAGACAGUGAAGAAAAUAGUGAAGAAAUGUAUGAAGAUAUCUACAAAACAAAGAAUAAUGACCAAAAAACAGAAGCAGAUGGAAGAGCAGCACUGAGAAGAUUGCAGCAGCUCUUCAGGAAAGAAAGGGGAAUAUUCAGAAUAAAGAAAACCAAGUCAAAAGAAAAUAUCAGCAAUGGAUUUUCCAUGUCACUGCCUGAUUUAGGAUUUAGAUCUCAGGAUGUUAUCAUCUAUGAUGAUGUGGACACAAGUGAGAAAGAACCAAAAGAUGAAGAUAAACUAAAAACGUGGAAGCCUAAGUUUUUGAUAUCAAAAGGGAAAAGAAGCGGUGACGGAUCCAAAAGCUUUUCUCCCAGAAAUUUCUUCAGAACUAAGAAGCACAACUUAGAAAAGAAUAGAAUGGAAAAAGAAGAAAAACUUUUCAGAGAAAGAUUUCAGUAUGGUAAAGAGAUCGUGGUUAUUAACAGAGCAGUGGCAUGCUCCAGCAACUCACGAAAUGGAAUAUUUGAUCUGCCAAUAACUCCUGGGGAACAGCUGGAAGUCAUCGACACCACUGAACAAAACCUAGUGAUAUGUCGUAACUCCAAAGGCAAAUAUGGAUAUGUGCUCAUUGAACAUCUACAUUUCAAGCAUCAGGGAUGAUCCCAUUAGGAAAGUAUGCAUAAGUCAGGAUGUGCCCCAAGUGUGAGUCCGGCCUUAGAGUACUCUCAGUUCCUGUGUCCAAUGAGAUGGGAUGGUCUGUGGACACUUCUGUCAGAAAGUCGGAAGAAAAUUCUCAAUGUUGGCUUUACUUCAGAAAAGUUUGUCUGUCAGUGUCUAGUUUACUGCUGGUUCAAGAGACUGUGAGACAGAGCAUUAGUAUGUGAGCGCUUGCCUUAUGGCACCAGUGAGCUGUGCAGAUGAUUAGUCAACUUCUGAUGUUAGUACACAUCGAAUGUGAUUUCUGGGUGCACAUCUACAUUUCAUAUGAACCCUAAGUAGUAAAUAGUGUAACCAUGGCACUUUCAACACUAACAACCAAAAAAAACCACACCUGAGCCAUAAUCAUUUUUUUAAGAUAAGUACUACUGAAGGAAACAGUUUGCUGAGGAAAAAAAAAUCCUUUCCAAAUUCAACCUGAAGUAUUGUUUAGAAGUGUUUAAGUACAUUUAAUGAAAAUGUGAAAAUAUAUACAUGUAUCAUGUUAAAACUUCAUACUACUUAAAAUAGGGAAAUUAGUUUGUCUAUGCCCAGAACAUAUCCAAAUAUAUUACAUUCCCAUGAUAAUUCAUAGAAAUUGCAGAGUUGUAAAUAACAUGCUGGUUCUACCUGAUGUACACUGUAUGCUAAUAAUAAAUUUUACAUAUACUUUCAA
Messenger RNA from Mesocricetus auratus (golden hamster), 3125 nucleotides. It is a transcript of the gene Fyb2, whose product is annotated as FYN binding protein 2. Bases 257 to 2413 code for a protein of 718 amino acids. The transcript is spliced from 20 exons. Gene Ontology annotation, biological process: T cell receptor signaling pathway; protein localization to plasma membrane; integrin-mediated signaling pathway. Gene Ontology annotation, cellular component: plasma membrane. Gene Ontology annotation, molecular function: protein binding. The record is from RefSeq and is a predicted model, not a curated record. Lineage: Eukaryota; Metazoa; Chordata; Mammalia; Rodentia; Cricetidae.